Indicator indicator is the source of this 708-nucleotide messenger RNA. It is a transcript of the gene LHFPL4, whose product is annotated as LHFPL tetraspan subfamily member 4. Gene Ontology annotation, molecular function: GABA receptor binding. The transcript is spliced from 4 exons. Gene Ontology annotation, biological process: gamma-aminobutyric acid receptor clustering; sensory perception of sound. Bases 10 to 678 code for a protein of 222 amino acids. NCBI's taxonomy places the organism in Eukaryota, Metazoa, Chordata, Aves, Piciformes, Indicatoridae. The record is from RefSeq and is a predicted model, not a curated record. Gene Ontology annotation, cellular component: postsynaptic membrane; plasma membrane; inhibitory synapse.
GCCGGCAGGAUGCUGCCCUCGCAGGAAGCCUCCAAGCUCUACCAUGACAACUACGUGCGGAACUCGCGCGCCAUCGGCGUGCUCUGGGCCAUCUUCACCAUCUGCUUCGCCAUCAUCAACGUGGUGGUCUUCAUCCAGCCCUACUGGGUGGGCGACAGUGUCAACACGCCCAAGCCCGGUUACUUCGGGCUGUUCCACUACUGCGUGGGCAGCGGGCUGGCGGGCCGGGAGCUGUCGUGCCGCGGCUCCUUUACCGACUUCAGCACCAUCCCCUCGGGCGCCUUCCAGGCGGCGGCCUUCUUCGUGCUGCUCUCCAUGGUGCUGACGCUGGGCUGCAUCACCUGCUUCGCCCUCUUCUUCUUCUGCAACACCGCCACCGUCUACAAGAUCUGCGCCUGGAUGCAGCUGCUGGCAGCGCUCUGCCUGGUGCUGGGCUGCAUGAUCUUUCCUGACGGCUGGGAUGCAGAGACCAUACGGGACAUGUGUGGGGAGAAGACAGGGAAGUACUCCCUGGGCGACUGCUCCGUGCGCUGGGCUUACAUCCUGGCGAUCAUUGGCAUCCUCAACGCCCUCAUCCUUUCCUUCCUGGCCUUUGUCCUCGGCAACCGGCAGAACGACCUGCUGCACGAGGAGCUCAAGACAGAGAGCAAAGAUUUUGUUGGCACUGCGAGGAUAUAAGGCUGAGCGCCUGCAGCAGGAGCCUCUUCC